Molecule: messenger RNA, 1476 nt
Organism: Rhodamnia argentea
Lineage: Eukaryota; Viridiplantae; Streptophyta; Magnoliopsida; Myrtales; Myrtaceae
Product: B3 domain-containing protein Os01g0234100-like
Exons: 7
Coding region: 56-1327 (423 amino acids)
Molecular function (GO): DNA binding
Source: RefSeq, a predicted model, not a curated record
UCAAGAGGAGACCUACUUGAGCCUUCGGAAAGAGCGAGGACAACCCGAGAUCAAGAUGUCGCUGAUGGUCAAGAAGCCGUUGGAUCCAGAUCCCAAGUCUGAACAAGUGGCAUCAACCUACCAUAGGGAGACAAAAAGACAGAAGAGACUUGUUGUUGAUGACUUAUAUCACUAUGAUCAUGUUGGGGGGAAAUCUCCUGCCAUGGAGCGGGCGGAAGAGUUUCGAGCAAAUUUGCCAGCUGAAAUCCCUAGCUUCCUGAAGACUAUGGUGCGUUCAAAUGUUACUACUGGAUUUUGGCUGCAUCUUCCCAUGCCAUUCUGCAAAUUGCAUAUGCCAAGGCACAAUAUCACUGUUACUUUGGAAGAUGAGAAUGGGGAAGAAUACCCUGUAAACUACAUUGUGGAUAAGACAGCCCUAAGUGCUGGAUGGAAAAAGUUCUCAAGUGCUCGAGAAUUAAAGGAGGGCGAUGUACUAGUUUUCCAGUUGGUCAGACCCUCCAUCUUCAAGGUACACAUUGUGAGAGGGAGUGGCUCCCAAGGGGCUUUUGGUCUGGAUGCACCCAGAAAACAAAAUGAUUCCGAAAAUCGGAUGGACAAGGAAGUCAUACCCAACGAGAAGUCCCCAAGCUCAGGACCUGUUUCACAAGACGCAUCUCCUGACAAUGCUCAUAGCAAAAGCUUGAUGGUUUUGGAUACUAAUCCCCCAUGCACGCCUGAUCAGUCUGCCAAGUUGGGCAAUGAGGUUGGUCCGGAUGCCACACAUGGGACUAGACUCUCAAACUCAAUAUCUGCCAUUGAUUGCGGAGAGGCAACAAGCAACAACAGUCUGACCGUACUCGUCAAUGGCACAGUUAUUGACUCUGACCUUUCUGAGUACCAGAGGACAAGAUAUUCGGACCUCUGCUCCAGUCAGAAUGGGUUUCUGCAUGACAACCUUCUCAAGAGCAUAAAUUACAAGCUGGCUGCUGAGAUGAUUUCUGAAACAGUCAACAUUGCGGAUGCCAUUAAAGCUAGCAACCUCUCCACUUCGAGAGCAGACCUUGAGAUGUGGGAUAAGACUUUGGAGGGAUUUGAGCUUCUGGGAAUGAAAGUUGGAUUUUUACGCGCUCGGUUGGACCAAAUCAAGAAUGUCGCUUCGGAGUUAGAGAGGUAUCGAGAUGCCGAAAGCAAGCAAGCUGCAGUCAAGGAGGAGAUGAAGAGCGUUCAAGUAAGGCUAUCGAAGUUGAAGAAGUUGAAGAAAAGACUCGAUGCUGAUAUAGAAUCUCUGAAACCGAAUGCAGAGAGGCAUGAACUAGUGUUCGAGGAGGAGGCUAGCGCUCCAUGGUGAUGAGAAAUCUGCAAGCAAGAAUGUACUUCUGCGAAAUGUUCUUUUCAGUAGUGGACGCAGUUGCAAGACCAUAUUAUUUGGGCCAUUGUAAUUUAUUGUAAUAUCGUCGAUGGUUACAACUGCAUCCAUAAUGGCAAGAGUCUGAAAAA